AUUGUCGUUCCCAACCCCCUAGUGCAGCAGGGCUCACCACGAACUCGUGUUCAAUUUUGUUUUAUUCUUCCGUCAUCUUUAGAGCAAACUACACAUAUGUUUACAAUUUGGCCAAUCCCGUUGGUCUUGGUAAACAUUUAACUAUACAAAAAUAUUAUUUUCAUCUAAAUUGAUGUGCAAUUGCAUUACGUGUUAUGUCGAAUGCAGAUACUUUCAUCCAUCUCCUCGCUGGCGGGGUUGGCGGAACAGUGGGAGCCAUCGUGACUUGCCCACUUGAAGUCAUCAAAACUCGCUUGCAAUCAUCUUCCUGUGAAGUCCAAUGCAGUGCAGUGCGUACCCUACGAACGGCCACCGCAUCAAACGCAGGAUGCAACGCAAGUCACAUGUAUUUUACUCCAGAAAUGAACUGGAACGUCUAUUACCACCAUCAUCAAUGUACGUCGAUCAAUUCGCGAUUGGCAGUUUUCCCUGAAUCCGUCCUACAAUGGCCGGCUUCGACUUCUUCUGCUCAACCCAAAGGGGCCCUCUCCUGUUUUCGGCAUUUGGUCGAGCAAGAAGGAUGUCGGGCCCUGUUCAAAGGGUUAGGACCUAACCUGGUUGGAGUGGCCCCAACUCGGGCUUUGUAUUUCUGUACCUAUUCAACGGCCAAAAGAAAAUUCAACAAGAUAUUGACGCCCGAUUCUCAUCUGGUUCAUAUGUGUUCGGCCGGUUCUGCAGGUUUUGUGUCUUGCACUUUAACCAACCCAAUUUGGUUUGUAAAAACACGUCUGCAACUCAAUCGCAAUCAAAACGUCACAGCUUGGCAGUGCAUUUCAAACAUCUAUCGCAGCCAGGGUAUGGUCGGUUUCUACCGAGGCAUCACAGCUUCAUAUUUUGGCAUCUCAGAAACCAUUAUUAAGUUUGUACUUUACGAGUACCUCAAAGUGACUCUGCAGCAGUGGCGGGAAACACAAGCAGACAGUUCGAUGAGCAACUAUGUUGCGCUCGAUUACAUGAUAGCUGGAGCCAUCAGUAAAACGAUGGCGUGUAGUCUUUCGUAUCCUCAUGAAGUUGUUAGGACCAGAUUGCGUGAAGAACAUUCACGCUAUAGAGGAUUUUUUCAGACGUUGCACACAGUCUUCCGAGAGGAAGGCUACAGAGGACUCUAUCGUGGACUCUCCACUCAGUUGGUACGACAGAUUCCAAAUACGGCUAUCAUGAUGACCACAUACGAGGCUGUAGUUUACCUGCUCAAGAGUUUGAUUGACGAUAAAAGGUAUGCCGAAACAGAAUAAUAACAAAUAUUCCGGCCGGUGCUUCAAGUCUCCAUACAUGUAAUCUCCCUUUCCCCCCAGUUAUUUUUCAUCCUUUUAUGUCUCGCGCAAAAUACGGAAUGUGAUAGUUAUUCUGACUGUUUAGAGGUGCCUUUUUUCCCAGCUCCUUUGAGAAAAACUUAGAAAAAAAUGUAUAGAGCUUGUACAGUAUGACUAGUCACUCGUUAUCCACUAGUUAUUUUGCGCCAUAUCGAUCAUGCUACACUGUUGAAAUGUACAAAAUGUGCUUCCAUUACAAACUUUGGAAGAAUUCUUAAUAAAUAUGUUAAUAAACCGUU
Daphnia magna is the source of this 1591-nucleotide messenger RNA. RefSeq names its product solute carrier family 25 member 36-A (gene Rim2). Gene Ontology annotation, biological process: pyrimidine nucleotide import into mitochondrion; mitochondrial transport. Gene Ontology annotation, molecular function: pyrimidine nucleotide transmembrane transporter activity. Bases 195 to 1274 code for a protein of 359 amino acids. Gene Ontology annotation, cellular component: mitochondrial membrane; mitochondrion. The transcript has 7 exons. Lineage: Eukaryota; Metazoa; Arthropoda; Branchiopoda; Diplostraca; Daphniidae. The record is from RefSeq and is a predicted model, not a curated record.